AUGCUUAUUUUCUCCUACUUCCCGGUAUGCGGAACCACCCAGCAAGUGGCCAUGGACGGACAGUACUACCAGGCACUACCUCUGCCGAAUGGAGGCUCAGUGCAUGCGAUGCUGAUCCCAGACGCAGCCUGUCAAAUCGUCCUCAUCACAGACGAACAGGCUGUGGCUGAUACUGUGAUGCGGAAUGUGUUCGGCAUGAAGGUGGCCGACGCACACAAUGGGUCGAGUGAUCUUGAAAUGGG
Molecule: messenger RNA, 242 nt
Organism: Sphaeroforma arctica JP610
Lineage: Eukaryota; Ichthyosporea; Ichthyophonida
Exons: 2
Source: RefSeq, a predicted model, not a curated record